GCUUCUUAAUGAUCUACUUGAUGCCCAUUAGAUACAUUAUUGCUGGACGGCUACAAUGUAUCCCGUUUUCGUGGAUUAGUUACAAGUGUGUUUUCUCGAACCGCUUGCUCGCCAUGGUAAACUAUUUAGGAGAACUUCAAGACACAGAAAGAGUUCCAAAAAAUAUAUAGGCUACAACACAUCUGUGCUUGUUUUCUCUCUCUCAGUCGUUUGUACCAUUUAGGGCAGUGACCAGGGGGGUUGCAGGAGCAAACUGCGUCUUUUUAUCCGAAAGUUCUAAUGAUUACGCAAGUGAAGGGAAUUGCCGGCACGAAUUGGACAACGGAUUGCUGUAACAGGGCCAACGGUGAAUGUUUUUUUUUACCUCUACACACAGAGUCGACGAAUAAGUUGAAUUGUACUGCCAACAAUGAAGGUGGAAUUACCUAAAUCUGCAACAUGGCUGCUACGGGGAUGCUAGUGGGAAAAGUUUAGAGUACUGACGUGGGAAAAGUUGUCUACUAAUCCAGUACAGUACAGCAGGAAUUGUUGGAUAAAGAACAUUUAAAAAAAUUCUUCGUCGCCUCGGAUUGAACAACGCACAUUAACACUGUGGGUUGCCCGAGUAAGAGCGGAGGAGUGCAAGACUACUUUCUUCUUCAAAUGAUUGUAGUCAUCACCAAGCAAUCGCGUAGACUUUCUCUUCCAAGAUUUUUUUUCUUCUUUUUUCUUCAUCUUAAAUAGUGCAUCUCUCGUCCAGUGGGCCAUCUGAAAUCUAAAAUGCAUUUCUCCAUUCCCGAAACGGAGGUUCGUUCGGGAGAACAUGGAUCAAAAUAUGUGGCCUACAACAUCCAUGUGAACGGGGUUCUCCACUGUCGGGUUCGCUACAGUCAGCUCCUGGGACUACACGAACAGAUAAAGAAGGAGUAUGGCAACAACUUGGUACCUGCUUUCCCCCCAAAGAAGAUCUUUACUCUGACACCGACUGAUGUGGAGCAGAGACGUGAACUGUUGGAGAAAUACAUGCAAGCUGUGCGGCAGGACCCCAUGCUCGGCGCCUCCGAGAUGUUCAACAGCUUUCUAAGGAAAGCCCAGCAGGAGACCCAGCAGAUCCCAACCGAAGAGGUUCCUCUGGAGAUCUACCUGUCUAACGGCCAGAAGGUCGAGGUCAACAUCCUGACCUCAGACCAGACAGAGGACGUCCUCGAGGCUGUUGCGUCAAAACUGGACCUUCCUGAUGAGCUGGUUGGUUAUUUCAGUCUCUUCCUGGUUCGAGAAGGAGUGGACGGGGGAUUAACGUGUAAGCAUUCACAGGUCCCGGUAGUGAACGGCUCAUCCUCCCCAACCCCGGCCCCCUGCUCCUCAGCCAAGUGUGAGGUGAAGUUGGAGCUGGCCUUCGAGUAUCUGAUGAGCAAAGAUCGUCUCCAGUGGGUCACCAUCACUAGCCCACAGGCAAUCAUGAUGAGCAUCUGUCUUCAGUCGAUGGUUGAUGAGCUGAUGGUGAAGAAGUCAGGGGGCAGCAUCAAGAAGAUGCUAAGGAAACGUCACAAUGGCUCCCUACAUCGGUCUGAAAGUCAGCAAGCUGUGAAAUCCCCCCCUCUACUGGACUCUCCUGACCCAAACCGAGACCAGAUUGUCAAACUCUCAACUAAGCUGAGCUCUGUGUCUCUCAGAGGGAUCAGCGCCUCCAACUCAGCCAAUGACAUCAGCGGCAACGAUUUCCAUGGCAACUAUGCCUUCGAGGGGAUCGGGGAUGAUGAUCUGUAAUAUCCCACCCCCCCCACCCCACACCUCCACCUGUCGAACGCAACCUGCAUAGAUUCCAAGCUGAGCGGAUUGUCUGAUUCUGUAAGAUUGUAGCCCUUCCUGGGAGUCUGCUGCCUGCCUUAAGAUCAGUCUUGUCGUAUCAGCUUCACAAAGAUUGCCAUCUAUCUCAUGUGUUUCAGGUACAGAAUGACUGACUACCCACUGCCCUCCUGUUUUACAAUCCUAUCCCCCCCGUAUUCAACUUAAUAAAAUAUCAAGAACAUAUAGAACUAAAAUUACAGUCUGCAGUCUAAUCCACGGGGGUCAUGCUGCCCACGGGGGUCAUGCUGUGAAACACUCUCAAUUGACGUUGAAAUGACUAAAACCAAGUGGAAGCUGUGAUAAUGGACCCAAAUCUAUAGUCUCGUCACUCUGUCCAGCUAGAUAAGUCAUGUAUAGUCUCUUCACUCUGUCCAGCUAGAUAAGUCAUGUAUAGUCUCUUCACUCUGUCCAGCUAGAUAA
Messenger RNA from Salvelinus namaycush (lake trout), 2247 nucleotides. RefSeq names its product sorting nexin 17 (gene snx17). The transcript is spliced from 11 exons. Bases 760 to 1746 code for a protein of 328 amino acids. Gene Ontology annotation, biological process: intracellular protein transport. NCBI's taxonomy places the organism in Eukaryota, Metazoa, Chordata, Actinopteri, Salmoniformes, Salmonidae. The record is from RefSeq and is a predicted model, not a curated record. Gene Ontology annotation, cellular component: early endosome. Gene Ontology annotation, molecular function: phosphatidylinositol binding.